GGCGCAGUGAGCGCACGCACAAAGAAAGACGAGCGAGGACGCGGCGCGUUGGCGGCCGUGUUUCCGCACGGGGUCCCCCUCGUUAGGCCGCAUUCGUUUUCCUGCCCGCCAGAAGCCAUUAGGCCGCGCCGCGAUGCGAGAGCAGUGCAUUAUGUCGGCCUCCUCCCGGCGUACAUCUCGUCGAUUCCACAGUCCUUAAUUUCGAGUUCAUGCGCGUAAAGAUAGCUAAACUUGCGUUCUUUGUCGGACUGAGUUUGCGCAGCAGAAGUUACCGACCUUGACGAAAUCGACAUGUUAUUAAGGGUGGAGUGUUAUGAUGGCGCUGGAAUGCGAAGAGGACCACGACCGGACCAAGAGGGUGACAUUCCUAGCUGCCUGUUUCCUUUUUGUGAUCCUGCGCGAUACCACUGAAGGACAGUACCCACCUGGACCACCCGCCUGCCGGGCAUGGUAUCAAGAGUGCGGCAUCCAGCGCAGCUACCCUUGCUGCGGAGGCUUGGUGUGCUGGCACGGGCGGUGCAUCAACCGUAGGGAGGACCGUCAGGGUUACCACUACCCGAAGGAUAACUAUUUCCCGCCGCCCUGGUACUACCAGCGGUUCGUGCCCGUCUACCCGGUGAACUUCAGGCCGUGAACUCGUACGACGCCAAGCACUGUGCCGACUCGAUGUACCUGUCGGUCACCCCCCCCCCCCCCCCCUCUCCAUUUUCUCCUCCCUCCCACUGCAUCAUAUGCAGGAUCAUCGUUUCUCUGUUUUGAGAGUCUGAGUGCUCUUCCAGGUAGCCUGGCAUAUCUUUUGAUGUAUGUACGUUUUGCCUGAAGUUUUUUACAUGUACGUGU
Dermacentor silvarum is the source of this 840-nucleotide messenger RNA. RefSeq lists its product as uncharacterized. Bases 314 to 634 code for a protein of 106 amino acids. The record is from RefSeq and is a predicted model, not a curated record. The transcript has 3 exons. NCBI's taxonomy places the organism in Eukaryota, Metazoa, Arthropoda, Arachnida, Ixodida, Ixodidae.